AAAGUGACUGUUAAAUUAGGGAUCGAGCGUGUAGUACAAACAAUUAAAAAUAUGGCACGAAGUUGCGAUGGAAGAGUAAAAGUAGCCGCUAGCAGCAGCUGAACACGAUAUCGAAUGAAGCGCAAAUCUGAUCAAUCUCCGUUUCCUCCACCAAUCUCAGCCGUUCAUUCUCCUCUCCGAUCCAAGCGCCUUUAUGUCAUUGAAACCUAAACUCUAACCAUCCAUCCAUCCGAUCCAUUUACAUUAUUACCUCACCGUCAUGUCCUCCAAAAUCAACGGUCAGAUUUCGCCACAGCCAUGCCCCCACUUGGCCGACUUCCGCACCACUUCCACCAAACCAUUCCUCUCCCUCCACAACUGCCUCCGUAUCAAGCCUCCCGGCGGCCGUGCUUCCCUCCGCCGCAAUCCCAACGAAGCUCCUCACUGCACCGCUUGUGGUGUCCAUGCUUCUUCCCGCCUUUAUGCUUGUAUUUCUUGCUCCGCCGUGUCGUGUCACUCCUCUGCAUCUGGUGCUCCUUCCCACGCUGCCGCGCAUGCCGCUUUAAUGUCUCCCGGUCACCAGAUCGCUAUUGAUAUCGACCGUGCUGAGCUUUUCUGCUGUGCUUGCCGUGAUCAAGUUUACGAUCGCGACUUCGAUGCGGCUGUUGUGAUCGCACAGACCGUCGCUUCCACACUUGGCGGCGGCGGUGAAUCAACGGUGAUCCCUAUCCCUACGCCGCAUCCGGAGAAUCUCAGGAAGAGACGACGAGUGGAUUAUCGACCUGCCACACCGGAUCUGCGAGAACGAGCUCUGAUCGGAAGCUGUUCUGCUCCGAUUGACGGUGGUGAUUCUUUUCCAGAGUUUCCACGUGGAUUGCGAGGGCUGAACAAUCUGGGAAACACUUGUUUUAUGAAUUCAGUGUUGCAGGCGUUGUUUCAUACGCCUCCGUUGAGAAAUUACUUCCUGAGUGAUAAGCAUAAUCGGUACUUUUGCCAGAAGAAUAGUAAUACAGAUGGUGAUGAUUCUACCGUAGCAACAAGGAAAAAAAGUGGCGGUAACAAUGGGAAAACGAAUGGGCGAAUAUGCUUAGCUUGCGAUGUGGAUGCUAUGUUCUCCGCUAUGUUUUCUGGAGAUCGUCUUCCCUAUAGCCCCGCGAAGUUCUUGUACAGUUGGUGGCAGCAUGCUGCCAAGUCCAACCUUGCCAGCUAUGAACAACAAGAUGCUCAUGAAUUUUUCAUUUCCAUGCUUGAUGGAAUUCAUGAAAAGGUGGACAAGGAUAGGCGUAAGACACACAGUGAAGGCAGUGGUGAUUGUUGUAUUGCUCACAGGGUAUUCUCUGGUAUUUUGCGAUCAGAUGUUAUGUGUAUGGCCUGUGGAUUCACAUCAACAACUUAUGACCCAUGCAUAGACAUCUCACUUGACUUGGAACCGAAUCAAGGUGGUUCUACUAAGAUGGCUGCUUCAGCUUCCAGUCAUUCUGGCAAUGGCGAGGCUGAUUCCAGCCAAAACCGUGGGAUGUCUACCUUGACGGGGUGCCUAGAUAGAUUUACAAGAGCAGAGAAAUUGGGGUCAAACCAAAAGUUUUUCUGUCAGCGGUGUCAGGUGAAGCAGGAAACUCUCAAGCAGAUGUCCAUAAGGAAGCUACCCCUUGUUUCUUGCUUCCAUAUAAAAAGAUUUGAGCACUCUUCAACUAGAAAAAUGUCAAGGAAGGUGGACCGUUAUCUACAGUUCCCAUUUUCACUGGACAUGUCACCUUAUCUCUCAUCCUCAAUCUUAAGACGUCGGUUUGGUAACCGAAUAUUUCCUUUUGAAGGAGAAGAGCCCGAUGCUUCAAACGAUCUAUGUUCAGAGUUUGAAUUGUUUGCUGUCGUCACUCACUCUGGUAAGCUAGAUGCUGGCCAUUAUGUAACUUAUCUGCGACUAAGCAAUCAAUGGUACAAGUGUGACGAUUCUUGGGUUACUCAAGUUGAUGAAAACAUUGUGAGGGCUGCUCAGGGUUACAUGAUGUUCUAUGUACAGAAGAUGCUUUACUAUAAAGCAACUGAUAAACCGAUUGCAUCAUGAUUCGUAAAGAUGGUCCAAAUCAUUGUUAAUGGUGUGUCAUGGUCAACAUCAAUUUUUAGCCCUAAUGAUAUGCCAUGACUCAUUCAUACACAAGGAAACUAAAAACAAGUAAAAAUAUAAUUUAUUUCCAUAAUAUUUUGCAAUUGUGUAUCACUUUCAAGUAGGAGGUGGAAAUGAGCCAUUAUUUUUUAGGCACUCCAACUUUCUGGAAACUUGAGAGUAUGAAUUUCUUAUUUUUAUUCCCCUUUGAUGCUUUGGAAAUCAAGGCUUUGCAUAGGCUUUGUUUUGGGGAGAAAUUUUGAUUAAUUAUUCUUAAAUAAUUGGAUUCGCCUUCUCAGUGUUUCAAUCUACUCUAUUAUAUC
This is a messenger RNA of Vicia villosa (hairy vetch), 2406 nucleotides long. Its product is annotated as ubiquitin C-terminal hydrolase 22-like. The transcript has 3 exons. NCBI's taxonomy places the organism in Eukaryota, Viridiplantae, Streptophyta, Magnoliopsida, Fabales, Fabaceae. The record is from RefSeq and is a predicted model, not a curated record. Gene Ontology annotation, molecular function: zinc ion binding; cysteine-type deubiquitinase activity. The coding region runs from base 260 to 2044 and encodes 594 amino acids. Gene Ontology annotation, biological process: protein deubiquitination.